This is a messenger RNA of Vitis riparia (riverbank grape), 1323 nucleotides long. Its product is annotated as glucose-induced degradation protein 8 homolog. Bases 203 to 853 code for a protein of 216 amino acids. Gene Ontology annotation, cellular component: cytoplasm. The record is from RefSeq and is a predicted model, not a curated record. The transcript has 7 exons. Lineage: Eukaryota; Viridiplantae; Streptophyta; Magnoliopsida; Vitales; Vitaceae. Gene Ontology annotation, biological process: cytoskeleton organization; cell surface receptor signaling pathway. Gene Ontology annotation, molecular function: protein binding.
GGAUCCCAGUGUCCUGAUGAAAGAGAGAGGAGGAGAGAGAGAGAGAGAGAGAGAGAGAGAGAUUGAGUGAGUAGUCUCAAAGGCAGAACAUGCGUCCCUGUGCACUUGCAGAGACUCAAACGAACCACGAAGAUAUAUCAGACGCCUUCUGAAACCCUCAGAAGUUAGAAAAAUUCUUAAUAAAAUCAUACAUAAGCGGCGAAUGAUGGACGUAGAUCCGCGUCAAUACGAAAAUGCUGCUAUCAAUGACAGUGACAUCCACAACAUUGUCCUAUCAUAUCUUGUGCAUAAUUGUUUUAAAGAGACUGUGGAAUCAUUUAUUUCUUGUACUGGGAUGAAGCAGCCUGCUGAUUAUCAGGAGGACAUGGAGAAAAGAAAACGAAUUUUUCAUUUUGCUUUGGAGGGCAAUGCACUAAAGGCCAUUGAACUGACAGAACAGCUGGCAAAUGAUUUACUAGAGAAAAAUAAGAAUUUGCAUUUUGAUCUUCUUAGCCUUCACUUUGUUAAGCUUGUAUGCUCCAGGAAAUGCACAGAAGCUCUGGAAUUUGCUCAGACAAAGUUGACCCCUUUUGGAAAAGUGCAAAAUUAUGUUGAGAAGCUUGAAGACUUCAUGACUCUGCUAGCUUAUGAGGAGCCAGAAAAAUCCCCAAUGUUUCAUCUGCUAAGCCUGGAAUAUCGGCAGCAAGUUGCAGAUAGUUUGAACAGAGCACUUCUUGCACAUGCCAACCUCCCUAGCUGUUCAGCAAUGGAAAGGCUGAUACAACAGACAACAGUAGUUAGACAAUGCUUAAAUCAAGAGCUUAGCAAGGAUCCUCCUCCACCUUUUUCUUUGAAGGAUUUUCUCAAGAGCUAAGUUUGGCAGGGGGGGCCAUUUGAGGCAUAUUCAGUUUUACUUCACAUCCUACUGCAACAUGAUUUGAUGUGAGGUUUGAUCAUGGCUAUCAAGAAACUAUCAUUGCUUGUGUGUCGGUAGAAGUUCCCGAACAGGCUGUCUGAUGCAUCUGAUUUCUGCAUUUGGUGAGAUAUGCCCCUUUUCUUGAAAAAAGAAAAAAAAGUGAUUUGGUUCAACUCUGAGCAAAUUGGUUGUCUCCAUAGGUGGUUUAGUUGAUCCAUUGUGUGGCUUGUAUAUGUUUGCUUGCUCAAUUUAUGAUGUUAGAAAUUCAGGUAUUUUGUUAUCAUAUGUCAGGUUUUGAUUUGUCAUAACCUAGGAAGUCCAGUUAUUUUAUUUAAAUGAUAGAUUGCUAUUUGCCAUGACUGGUAAAUUUACGAUAUUUCAAUAAUGAAGCAUGCCCACCAUGGAAAUGGCAGAACACCAUUAUCAUA